Molecule: messenger RNA, 701 nt
Organism: Ahaetulla prasina
Lineage: Eukaryota; Metazoa; Chordata; Lepidosauria; Squamata; Colubridae
Product: bMERB domain-containing protein 1-like
Exons: 6
Coding region: 120-701 (193 amino acids)
Source: RefSeq, a predicted model, not a curated record
AAGCUGAGCUUAGCUUCCUGGCAACCCCUGCUCCUUAGAAGUCCUCCUCCUUAGGGAAUUCUGACCAUUUAAAAAAAGGGGGAACAGGCAGAUUUUAAAAACCACAGCAAGGAGUGAAGAUGGAAAAGGAGAGCAAGGCAUCUACCCAGUAUGGAUCCCUGGAAUCAACCAAGUGGACUGCAGCAGAUUCAGGCAAAGGGGAAGAAAUUGUUUCUAUGGCUGACUCUACAGAUACCAUUGAUGACAUUGAAGGAGAACUUUUCAAAAUUGAGAGAAUCAGGGAAGUUCUUGUGCGGAGAGAAUCAGAACUCCGGUACAUGAUGGAUGAUAUCCAGCUUUGUAAGGAAAUCAGCAGGUUGAAAAAGGAGUUACAGAAGUUGAUUUCAGUGCCAGAAAAUCGGAAAUCAAAAGAAGACAAACAGAAGGAGGAGGAGUUAGUGCAACAAAUUCAUAAACUGGUGGAGACUCGGGAUUUCCUUGUGGAUGAUGUAGAGUUUGAAAGGCUCAGAGAACGAGAAGAAGAUAAGGAAAUGGCUGAAUUUUUAAAGAACAAGCUUUCCAAAACCUGCCUUCUGAAAACAACUCCUGUAAAAAAAAAGAAGGUGACAUCAAGAGGACAGCAAACCUCUCCACCCUAUGUAACAAAGACCAGCCUCAUCUUCUUGAAGGAGUGCUGUGGCUUCACCUGCUCAAUCAUGUAG